Hyphopichia burtonii NRRL Y-1933 is the source of this 2385-nucleotide messenger RNA. Its product is annotated as Zn(II)2Cys6 transcription factor. Bases 1 to 2385 code for a protein of 794 amino acids. Gene Ontology annotation, molecular function: zinc ion binding; DNA-binding transcription factor activity, RNA polymerase II-specific; transcription cis-regulatory region binding. Gene Ontology annotation, cellular component: nucleus. NCBI's taxonomy places the organism in Eukaryota, Fungi, Ascomycota, Pichiomycetes, Serinales, Debaryomycetaceae. The record is from RefSeq and is a predicted model, not a curated record. Gene Ontology annotation, biological process: positive regulation of transcription by RNA polymerase II. The transcript is spliced from 2 exons.
AUGGCUGAUUUCCCGAACGGCAAGUUAACCAGAACAAAGAAAAGGAAAAGAGAGUACAGUAAAAAAGGGUGUAAAGAAUGCAAAAGACGAAAAAUCAAAUGUAAUGAAGCCCAUCCUACAUGUCACGAAUGUGCCAGGUUGAAUAAGGUGUGUUCGUAUCCGGCUCCUGGCGAGAAAGUUCUCCGAGUAUCGAAGAAAGCUUUAGGUAGUAAUUACCCCAAGUCACCCAGUACCGAAGGGAGUAGUCCAAAGUCUCCCAUUCAGAAUCAUACUCCAAACCAAGGAGCUAAAGGGACUUCACAGCCAAACCAGCCAAACUCGCCGGCUUCAGAAUCGCUAUCCAAGACUUAUAGUCAAAACGCAGCUUUGAAUCCAAUCCCAACCCAAAGUCCCUAUAUCCACCCUGCUCAUGAUCAACAUGUAGCUACCCAUGGUUUCCCCACAAGAACACCGUUUGCUGUGCCUAUGUAUCCAACAGAUUCCUCGACUGCAAACAGUCCUUAUAGUAUACCACCUCAGUCUCGGUUUGGACCUCCCACUAAUCAUGCAACUCCAUUACCACCCAUUUCUCCAGCAGGCUUCUCUGCAUUGAAUAAUUCCAGAAUCCCACCAUCAUCGAUAAAUAAUCUUCUUAAUGAGGCAAAGUCACCAGUGGCUGAACUAAGAACGCACGACUCUCCCGAAACCGUCUCUUCGAGAGGUCCAGAGUCUCCAAAUCCCGCAAGGUUUGAUACUGAAAAGUCUUCUUAUCAGACCCUUUUAUUUCAAAAUAAUAAUAAUCACGUAACCAACAACCCUUCUAAGUCCGGUUCAAAUAGUGCAGCACAAUCCAAUGAUGGCUUGAUAUUCUUGGAUAAUUACCAUUUUUUCAACCAAGAAGACUUGAAUGUUCUUGCUAAUGAUUUGAAUAACAUUGUCACCGAUAUUAUGUUUGAAUUCAAGUAUGAUGAUAAAGUUGGAAAAUCUGACCCCGAGAUAGUCCCUCGUGAUCAAAUUUCUCAAAAGAAUGAUGAAGAGACCAAUCGACCAAAGAAAAAGUCCGAACCCGAAGCUAUACCGAGAGGUAUUCCUUUCGAUUUUAUAGCAGUAACUAAAAGUCAUGAAAAACUAUACCUUGAAGAGUUCUAUAACGAAUUCGCCAAUGUUAUUUUACCAUUCAAUGCCUAUAAUGAAUCCCUGAAAUCAUAUUAUAAUCCCGCCAGAGAUAUUUUAUUUCACUGUGCUUCACAAGAAUCUUUUCUUUUAGCGGCUAUUUUAGCCCAAGGUGCAAAAUCAUCUUUUAACAAGAAUAAUUUACCCGAAGACGAAGAAGCAUAUUGUUCCUAUCUAUAUAAAUGUCUUAAAUUACUCGGUCCAGCAUUGGGUGGGAAUGCCACUGACAAUAAUAAGGCCACACUUACUUCAAACAUAGAAGCUGUUUUAUUAACGGUGUUGUUAUUAACGUCAUCGAAUGCUUCAAAUACUAAACAAAACUGGAGACCACAUUUAAGGGGUGCUAAAGAUUUAUUGCUUAAAAUUGCCUCGAGUAAAAUCAAAAUACGAAACUCCCCAACAUUAGUUUUUUGUAAAUUUUGGUUUAUUUCGAUUGAGAUCUUAGCCGGGCUUAGCUCGAAGCUUGGUGGUACUUUAAAGUCUGAUGCUGAGCUAGAUUUAUUACUUACUUGUGGCGAUGAGUAUGAAAUUAAUGCAUUGAAAGAAUUAGGUCUUAUAUUGGAUAAUGGCUUUAAUCUCAUUGGUGGAUACCAUAACAAUUGUGUUCUUCAUUUACGUGAUCUCAUUAAAAUUUUGAAUAAAAUGAGAGCUGAUCAAAAAUCAUUCGUUGCACUGGACGUUAAUGAAUAUAUCAGACUAUUAUCCGAAUUUCAUAUUCAAGGCCAGAUCGAAUUUAUCAAUCGUAAGUGCAUAUUGAGUACUGAUGACUUCAAAGAUGGUGAAGCCCCAAUAGGCAAUUUACUUGAUCCCACAACUGUUCAAAAAGAAAAGAUCAUCAUCAGCUGGAUGGAUCUUUCCCAACAAUGUUACUGCUUGGCAUCCAAAAUAAUCAUUUUCACCAAAUUCCUCCAGUUAUCUCAUAAGUCACAACAAGUUCAAACUCUAACCGAACAAUUGAUCUCAUUAAUAUCCUUUUUAGGGAAAACCACCGAAACACCACAGCUUAUUAAAUGUUCGAUUUUGAUGAUUCAAUGGCCGAUGUUAGUAGCUGGGAUGAAUUGCGAAAAAGAAGAACAUAAGUUUUUAAUCAUGAAAUUUUUCAGAGCUUCUGCUCAUAUUGGUUCUGGUAGUGCUGGGUUCGCUCUUAGAAAGAUCAAUAAGGUAUGGAGCUUACAUGAGUCUACUGUAAAUACUACAGACUCUGAAGAUGAAAUUGAUAUAGUAUCAUAUUAA